AUGCGUGAAACAUACUUCCGUAGGAUCACCGGUAUCGAAGAGGAGGCGUUCGGCGACGGGGUGCGAGAGUGUGUGUGGUACGUGCCAUGCCCUGCAAUGUGGAGUUAUGUGAUGGCCGCAGCGAGAGGUGACCCCCGGAGGCACCCCGGUCCGGUCUUCACUGUCCAGUCCGCCAACUGUGGCGGCCCCGGUCCCUGCAGGGACGGACUCAACACACAUGCCAGGUACCCGGCAAAUUCCACGGGACCGUUUAAGUCGCCACUACAGAAGGAUGGCGUGUCGAGGGGAUUUUCCCGGGACGAUCUGCGAGCGGGAUUAUCGCGGGACGGAUCGAGGGACGUUCUGGCCGAGGUGCGAGUCCAGACGCCGCUGGAACAAGACGGAUAUGAUGCCAACCACCAAGCUGAGCUUCAGGACAGUACACAGCAGAAUCUCCUGUCGGCGGUGCGGGGUCGGUUGCGACAGGUGGCCGCCUCGUUGCAGGCCGCCAUCCGCUUCCGCAGGUUCUCCCGCAAGGAGUCCCAGCCGCCGGACUGGUUCGUCGACAAGAGCCAUCAGGACGACGCGGCGGACAACUCGUCCGACCCCGAACCCACUUGUUGGGGUCAUCACAUCGUAGUCGAUCCGGCUUUGCCCUCACACUACAAGUGGCUGAUGGUGGUGUCGUUGGCGGUACUGUACAACGUGAUCUUCGUCCUGGGACGCGCCGUCUUCUGGGAGCUUAACAAUGCGGUGCCGGCGCUGUGGUGGACGCUGGAUUACUCCUGUGAUGUGAUCUACAUUAUAGAUACUCUGGUGCACGCGCACGAAGGAUAUUUGGAGCAGGGUCUGUUGGUGACGGACGCCCGAAAGCUCCGGCAGCAUUACCUGCAAUCGAAACAAUGGCGAACGGACAUACUGUCGGUGCUGCCUACGGACUUGGCGUACAUUUGGUGGCCGCCGUAUUUUUCAGUGAAAGUACCAUGUCCAGUGAUAGUGAGACUAAACAGACUUAUUAAAAUACCUAGGUUAUUAGAGUGGUUCGAGCGGACAGAAACGGACACCAAUUAUCCGAACGUAUUCCGCAUAUGCAAAGUCGUCCUGGCCAUAUUGGUCCUGAUACAUUGGAAUGCGUGUCUCUAUUUCGCGAUCAGCUACGCUAUAGGUUUCGGCACUGACAACUGGGUAUACAAUUUGGACGGGCCGAAGAACUCGACGCUGGCGAGGCAGUACAUCUACAGCUUCUACUGGUCAACGCUCACGCUCACGACCAUCGGGGAGACACCGGUACCGGAAAACGACGCCGAGUACCUGUUCGUCGUCGCCGACUUCCUUGCUGGCGUUCUCAUAUUCGCCACCAUUGUCGGUAACAUCGGCUCAAUGAUAUCGAACAUGAACGUCGCCCGGGUGGACUUCCAGAAUCGCAUGGACGGCGUCAAACAGUACAUGGCGUUCCGCAAGGUCGGACGGGAAUUGGAAGCUAGAGUGAUCAGGUGGUUCGCCUACACGUGGGCGGAGAGCGGCGCUCUGGACGAGGAACGCGUUCUGUCAGCCCUACCGGACAAACUCAAGGCGGAAAUUGCCAUACGCGUGCAUCUGGACACGCUCCGGAAGGUCAGGAUAUUCCAGGACUGCGAGCCGGGACUGUUGGAGGCUCUGGUGCUCAAGUUGAGGUUGCAGGUGUUCUCGCCCGGCGAUUAUAUUUGUCGGAAGGGCGACGUGGGCAAGGAGAUGUACAUCGUGAAAAGGGGCAGGUUGCAAGUGGUCGCCGACGAUGGUAUCACGGUGCUGGCGACGCUGGGGGCCGGCUCUGUGUUCGGGGAGGUCAGCGUUUUGGAUAUCGCCGGGAAUCGUACCGGGAAUCGGAGGACGGCCAACGUCCGGUCUUUGGGAUACUCGGAUCUCUUCUGUCUGGCCAAGGACGAUCUAUUGGUCGCUCUUGCUGAUUAUCCGGAGGCCAGAGCAACGCUGACGGAGCGCGGUUGCCAACUGCUGCGCAAGGACGGUCUGCUGGACGAGGAGGUGUUCAAGAAGGCGCGCGAGACGCAGGACUCGAUGGCGGACAGCAUCAAGAAACUGGAGAACACCGUCGACGUGUUGCAGAACCGCCUCGCCAGGCUUCUUGCCGAAUUCAGCGCCAGCCAGGCCAAAAUCAAACAACGACUCACCAAAAUCGAGAACAAUGAUAAGGACAAGGAGGACGGUCCAUUGUCGGACACGUUGGCAAUUCCUGUUGGGAGGAGAAGAUUGAAGUCCUUCGAAGCAAGACGAGAGGUAUCUGAGUCAAUAGCACGCCAUAAGACCAUGUAAUGUUUAUUAUUUAUUUUUGUUGAUUGUUAGGGAAUAUCAGAUGUGUCAGUUGUUGUGACAGGUUUUAUCACAAUAUCUGAAGUAAAUAAAUAAUAUUUUUAUAUUAUAGAAUAAAAUUUUAAUACCGUUCACGGUAAAUGACGUUAUAUCAAUUAAAUUGAAUUUUAAAUACUUGAAUGUCCAUCAAAAUUAAAAUAAUUCAGUAAUAUUUUUUAAAUUAUGUAAUUACAGGUAUGGUCUUCCAUGAUAUUAUUAUAUUUUUUGAUAUUGCGAUUGAGAACUUCCAACAUUUUUUAAAUUUUAAUUUUGAUGGGGCAUUCAAUUUUAAAUUUUUUGUGUGGAUUAUUCUACUUUUUGAUGAUUUAAUUUUUACAAAAAGUAUUUUUACUAUAGCCCCUUAAGCAAAACAUCACAUAAAAUCUGUAUUUUCACUUAUUUAAUCUUCAUUUCAAAGUGGAAUAACCGAACAUUUUUCUUAUGGUGCUUGUUUAUCUAGUACUUUGUGUUUUGUGCAAUUGAAUGAAUUAUAAAAAAACGGUCAAUGAUGAAAGGUGAAAGAUUAGACAUAUCUAUUUUAUUAAAAAGAGAGAACUAUUUUGAUUUAACUGCAAUUAUGUGCUUAAAUUGUUUAGAUGUAAGUAAUUUACAAGCCUUAUUAUAAUUGUGAUAAUGUUUUAUUGUACAGUAUAUUGUUAAGCGAUAUCUUAAGAACAACUAAUUGUUAAGAAAUAUUUUUAGAUGAAUUAAAUAUGAUUAUGUAUAUGUAGCAAAAAAUUCUAAUUACUCAAAUGAAGUAAUUUAUAAUGUAAAAUUGUCCAAAAUAAUAAAUGACUGUAAUUUAUA
Aethina tumida (small hive beetle) is the source of this 3132-nucleotide messenger RNA. It is a transcript of the gene CngA, whose product is annotated as cyclic nucleotide-gated cation channel subunit A. Bases 1 to 2289 code for a protein of 762 amino acids. Gene Ontology annotation, biological process: monoatomic cation transmembrane transport. Gene Ontology annotation, cellular component: plasma membrane; intracellular cyclic nucleotide activated cation channel complex. Gene Ontology annotation, molecular function: cGMP binding; intracellularly cAMP-activated cation channel activity; protein-containing complex binding. Lineage: Eukaryota; Metazoa; Arthropoda; Insecta; Coleoptera; Nitidulidae. The record is from RefSeq and is a predicted model, not a curated record. The transcript has 10 exons.